AUGGCCGUCAGAGCCUUUGCUCAGAUCCGCCAAUAUUUCACAAGGGCGAACCAGUCUCCCUUGGAGAGGAGGCUGGUCUUGAAGCUCGACUUUUUUAUCCUGACGUUUUGCUGUCUCGCAUACUUCACGAACUAUCUUGAUCGCGCCAGCAUAACCCAGGCCUAUGUCUCGGGCAUGAAGGAGGACCUGGGGUUCCACGGUGCCCAGUUGACCACUGUACAGACGAUAUACGCCAUGGGCUACCUAAUGUUGGUUGAAAAGCCCCUAGACUACUACCGUGAUAACUUAUUGUAA
Aspergillus puulaauensis is the source of this 294-nucleotide messenger RNA. RefSeq lists its product as uncharacterized. Gene Ontology annotation, molecular function: pantothenate transmembrane transporter activity. The transcript has 2 exons. The coding region runs from base 1 to 294 and encodes 97 amino acids. Lineage: Eukaryota; Fungi; Ascomycota; Eurotiomycetes; Eurotiales; Aspergillaceae. The record is from RefSeq and is a predicted model, not a curated record. Gene Ontology annotation, cellular component: plasma membrane. Gene Ontology annotation, biological process: pantothenate import across plasma membrane.